This is a messenger RNA of Rhipicephalus microplus (southern cattle tick), 389 nucleotides long. RefSeq names its product neprilysin-1-like. Gene Ontology annotation, cellular component: plasma membrane. NCBI's taxonomy places the organism in Eukaryota, Metazoa, Arthropoda, Arachnida, Ixodida, Ixodidae. Gene Ontology annotation, molecular function: metalloendopeptidase activity. Gene Ontology annotation, biological process: protein processing. The record is from RefSeq and is a predicted model, not a curated record.
CGGCGUGAACACGUUAGGAGAAAACAUUGCCGACAACGGGGGACUCCGAAUGGCAUUCAGGACACUUAACGAACAACUUAAAGCGUUCGAAACACCGGAUGUUCGCCUUCCGGGACUCGAAAAUUACACAUCCAAGCAUCUCUUCUUCCUCUCGACCGCUUACGUAUGGUGUGGAAGCUCUCGUGCAGGCGCCUUGCGCCUGCAAAUCGAAUACGACCCCCACAGCCCGCGCAGACAAAGAAUAAACGUCUCUCUAAGGAACAUGAAAUCGUUCACUACGAUAUUCCGUUGCAACGAAACCAAGAAAAUGACAUUCAAGCCGAAAAGCAACCGGACUUGCGUGCUGUGGUGACUUAGCUGUAAUAAAAAUUCUUCUUUUUUCAAAUCUA